This is a messenger RNA of Sphaerodactylus townsendi, 4050 nucleotides long. Its product is annotated as hemicentin-2-like. Lineage: Eukaryota; Metazoa; Chordata; Lepidosauria; Squamata; Sphaerodactylidae. The record is from RefSeq and is a predicted model, not a curated record. Bases 1 to 4050 code for a protein of 1349 amino acids. The transcript has 17 exons.
AUGAAAGCCUCUAAGGGCCUACGUGAAAAUCUAGCUGGAAACAGUAAGCUCACGUUUGCCUGGAAAAUCACCAGCUGGGGUGAUGGUGUAGCUAUGGCUGAGGGGGUAUUGGGAUCCAGGGAAGGGGAGUCUCGUGGCACCAGGGAAGCAGUGAAAUGUGAGUGUGCCUUUAAGGGACCCAUGUGGGCUCAGCCCAGGACAUUCCCUGUUAGGGUGGACCCACAAUGGCCAUUAAGAGCGCACACGGUCACUCUGAUCCCAGCAGGAAAGCCUAAGUUUGCUGCAUGCUUCUGGUAUCGAGAUGAGCAAGUGGAAUCAAAACGGAUCUUCGCAUAUAUUCCAUCAUAUUAUCAUCAAGAUGAUGGUCCAGCCUUCACCGGGCGGGAGACUCCAGGCCCAAACUGUUCCCUGACCAUCAGCCGGUUGACCUUGAAUGACACUGGAAUCUAUAUAGUGAGGAAGACUUUGGUUGGUGGUACUGAAAUAGGGCGUGCGCAUGUACAGGAAUCAGAGUGGCUGGACAAGCCCACCGUCUCUGCCUUCCCAUGCCGUUAUGCCGUAGAGUUCAAGAAUUCUGUUAAUCUAACUUGCGAGAACCUCUCUGGACCCGCAACAGUUCGCUGGUUCAAGAACAGCCGCCCUGUUGGGGAAAGUGUUCGUAUUAACUUGACUGGGAAUAACCGGACGCUCUCCAUCCCGAACAUAACCCGAGACGAUGCUGGCCGAUACCAGUGCCAAUUGUCCGACUCUGAGAACACCGAAAUAAGUGAUGUCAAAUACGUCGAUGUGAUCUAUGGGCCCGAAAUACCUGUGAUCCACCCACCUGAAAGCCUUUACCGAGAGCAUUCCGACCUGAGGCUGACCUGCAAGGCUGAAACUAUUCCCGACGCACGUUACAUCUGGUUUUGCAAUGGGAUGCAGUGCGGCACAAGAUCGGAGCUGAUCAUCCGGGAUAUCACCGUAAAGCAUUCUGGGAAUUAUGUCUGCCAGGCCGUGAACGUUCUCAGUCUCCAGAAGAGGAACAAGACGCAGGAGAUUGAGGUGGAAAGAAUUCCAGUGCGUGACGUCACAGUCACUGGCCCCUCCGUGGCCACCGAAGACCAGCCUGUCACUUUGAUGUGCACCUCUGCAGGCAGCUCAGUUUCGUACUCCUGGUUUAAGGGGGGCCAGAGUCUGGAACCAGGAUAUCAUAUUCUUCUGACCAACAACACCCAGAAUCUCACGCUCGACCCAAGUCACCGGAGUCACUCUGGCAUCUAUACUUGCAAGGGAUCCAACAGCAUCUCUUCCGCUUCCAGUGAGCCUCACCGGCUGGAUAUUCUAUACGGACCCGAUCCACCUAUUAUCCAUGAUAUUAUUGACCUGGACCGUUCCAAGUUCCACCUGUCCUGCAGAGCUGAAUCAAAUCCGGCCGCAAGCUACAUCUGGUUUCUCAACAGGGAGUUGCUCCCUGACCAACCCAGCGUGCUUGUUAUGGACCUUGCUAAAGACAAUGGUGGGAAUUAUACCUGCCAAGCUGAGAACAGAAGCACCCAACAGAAGAGAAAUAGCACCUUUGAAAUCGAGGUGAUAGAUAAGAUCGCUGUCAUCUUGAGUUCCUGCUUCCUGCUGACCCAAGCCCAGCACAUCCCUGUUAGGUUGGACCCACAAUGGCCAUUAAGAGGACAGACCGUCACUCUGAUUCCAGCAGGAAAGCCUGAGAUUAUUACAUGCACCUGGUAUCGAGAUGAGGAAGUGGAAUCAAAAGAGAUCUUCACGUAUAUUCCAUCAAUUCCCGAGCAACAGAACGGUCCAGCCUUCACUGGACGGGAGUCUGCAGGCCCAAACUGUUCCCUGGCCAUCAGCCGGUUGACCUUGAAUGACACUGGAAUCUAUAUAGUGAGGAAGACUGUGAGGGGUGGUCCUGAAACAGGGCAUGCGCAAGUACAGGUCUCAGACAGGCUGGACAAGCCCACCGUCUCUGCCUUCCCUUGCCCUUACGGCGUAGAGUUCAAUGAUUCUGUUACUCUAACUUGCGAGAACCUCUCUGGAUCUGCAACAGUUCGCUGGUUCAAGAACAGCCGCCCUCUUGGGAAAAGUGUUCGUAUUCACCUGACUGGGAAUAACCGGACGCUCUCCAUCCCGAACAUAACCCGAGACGAGGCAGGCCUAUACCAGUGCGAAGUGUCCGACUCUGCAAACACUGAAAUAAGCGAUGUCAAAUACGUCGAUGUGAUCUAUGGGCCCGAAGUACCCGUGAUCCACCCACCUGAAAGGCUUUACCGAGAGCAUUCCGACCUGAGACUGACCUGUGAAGCCGACACUUUCCCCGACGCACAUUAUAUCUGGUUUUGCAAUGGAUUGCAGUGCGGCACAAAGUCGGAGCUGCUCAUUCAGAAUGUAACCCUAAAGCAUUCUGGGAAUUAUGUUUGCCAAGCCAUGAACGUUCUCACUCUCCAGAAGAGGAACACGACGCAGGAGAUUGAGGUGGAAGGGGUUCAGGUGCGUGACGUCACGGUCACUGGCCCCUCCGUGGCCACCGAAGACCAGCCCGUCACUUUGAUGUGCACCUCUGCAGGCACCUCUAAGCUGAUGCAGGAACGCACCCUCGCUCCACACCACACGGAAUGUGGCUGGGUCAAGACCACACGGCAACUUGGCGGCAGCUGCUCAGGAAGCCGAGGGCCUAAUGAGGCCAGCCCAGCUUACAAGCCUACCCCGCAAGAGUAUGUUGUGAUGACAGACGGGGGUGAUUUCAUCUGGCUACACCUCCCCAGAACCAUCAUGAGCAAUCUUGCGCAGUUGAACACUGGCGGACAUGGCCAGGAAGGAAUUCUAAGGGUUGCUCCAGGCGCCCCAGUAAUCCCCAGUAUCCACAGGGGAAGAGGACCAGGUGAAAGGACCAGUAAGAUGAACGUACAGAUGAAGCUGCCUUAUCAGGCUCGUCUAGACAGACCUCUCCAAGUUGACUUCAUCAUCUUCCUUAUCUUAAGUGCCUGCGGCUCAAACCCCAUGAAAAAGACAACCGGUCUUAUAGGUCCUCCUAAAAACUGCACCACCAUCAACCCACUCCUCAUUCCACAAGGAACAAGUUCUAGUAAAUGCCAACAGGCCACCUUAAGUUUUCCGAGCAUGUACAGAGCGCUCCACCCUAGCCAGGCAGGGGGUGUGGCCCCAGCGCCUCGCCCUCCUUCCCUCCUCGUACCUUUGGCUUUGGGGCGCCCCUCUUGCUUCUUGCCCUCGGCGGGGGGCGCCCCAGCCUGGCCCUUCUGCUGCUUCUUCUUCCGCCUGCCGCGCAGCCAGCUGAAGGCCCGGCGCAGGCUGGACGAGCCGCCUUUGGAUUUCUUCUUCUUGGGGGGCGACGCGGCCGGGGAGGCGCUCCCCUUGUCGGCGGGAAUCCAGGUGUCGUCGGGAGGCGCCGCAGGUGCGCUCUUCCCGGCCAUCUCCCAAAAGAGCGGGGCGGGCGAGACGGGGGGGGGGGCUCCGCUGGCGGCGGGGAGGCGCGCGCCGCCGUCGCCCCCUCUUCCGGCCCUGCUCGGCGGCGGAGUGGGUCACUGGCCGGCCAGGGGAGCCGCGGCGGCGGCGAGAGGCGGGUGUCCCAUGGAGGUGAGUCUCUCCGCCGCGCGCCCUGCCUCUCCGAAGGGCCCCUCUGCCCGCCGCUGCGCCCUGGUUCCCGAGAAGGCUCCCCGGCGCCUUCCCGGUGGGGCUGCCCCUCUUGGCGGCCCCCCAAUUGCUUCCCUUGUCUCGGGUCUCCCCGAUCGGCCAGGCGCGAAAGCAGCAGCAGCCGCCGGGGAAAGUUUCGCCCGGACGGGAGGGUGUGUGGGGCGGCCGGGCGGGGCCUGCCGAGCGCGCCGGGGUGUGGAGAGGUUCCCCUCCUCCAACGCGCUGCUGCUGCCGCUGCCUCCCCGGCGCACGAGCUGCCCUGCUCUGCUUGCCGGUCGCCGCCGCUCCCCCGGGCUCAGUCCCCGCUUCGGCUCGGAGGGGAUCCCCGGGGAGGAAGCGGCGAGCAGACCGGGCAUGGGCUCCGUUCAGCCCCGGAAUCUCUUUUCGGCGCGGAGCCUUGGGAGGUAA